AUGGCUGAAAAUGAAUUGGCUUUGAUCAACAAAGUGGAACUUAGAAUAGCGUUAGCGGCAGAUGAUAAGCAACUCGAAAAAUCAUUGCACCUCUAUUUGGCGCCAAUUAUUAAUAAGUUGAGUAGUCCGCAUGCCAGUGUAAGAAAUGCUGUACUCAAAGUGCUUGAAAAUUUGUCCCCCAGAAUAGCUGCAGCUAGAGAGAUCAAACUACCUGUUGAGGCUUUGCUUAAUCAGGUGAAAGAUCCUAAGGCAAUUGAUGAUUCUAGUGUUUCGACAAUGAAAAUAUACUCUUUGAUAUUUAUGGCUCGAGGAAUUGAAAGGAUGUCUGACGAUGAAAAGAUUACACUAAUACCCGAAAUUAUUGAACACAUCAGCAAUUACCCUUCCAAGAUCUCAGCACGAAUGUUUGGUAUCUUAUGCAACUUACUCAAGUAUUGGAAAGAUUCCGAUCGUGGGGCUCAAGAUUGUCGUGACUUUCUUCGCUUCGAUCUGAACGUUGAUGAUGAGGCAUUUUUAUCGAAUUGUAUAGCAAAAUUUUUGUUGUUGCAAUCAACGGUCUUUAAUAGUGAGGGUGCUCAACCUGGUUUGAGUGCUGACGACGUCGCUUUCUACACGAAAGAUUCGGGAGUGACAUUUGCUUCAUUUCAAGAUAUUACCCAUAUAAAGCUUAGAUUGUUCGCCUUCUUGAAGACUGCUUUUAAGGAUGAGUUUUCUGUACUCCCAAUAUUAAUAGCAUCUACAGAUGGCUCUUCAACGUUGAAGGAUUCAAGUGAAAUUUGGUUUCGAAAAUUGAAAUUGGAUUUGGAAGAUCCUAAGUUGAUAUCAAGGCUUAUUGAUUUAUAUGUUGGCGUAAAUGGAAUACCACCUGUAAAAUCUACUUUACAGGAAAAAAUAUUGAUAUUUUUGUGUAAAAGUAAGCUAGCAACAAGAAAUCCAAUGUUGUCACAAAUCACUGACAUAGGAUUGUCAUCAGAUUAUUCCAAGCUAAGGCAAACGAGUGUUCACUUCAUUAAAUGGGUUAAUCAAAACAACAAUAAUAAUAAUUUUGGGGAUGUAUCCAAGAAAAUGCUUGAUAAAUUUAAUAGAGAUGUGAUUAUGAGGUUAAAGGAAUCUAUCAUGAGUGAAGGUUGGCCGCGUAUGGACAGAUCUAUAAUGAACCGACAAAAUCUUGCGAGCCAAAGGCAACUAAAGUAUGAAGCAAUUGGAAAUGUUCUUAGGUCCAACCCCGAUUUGUUUGUUGAUGACUUUUCCUAUUUGCAGUUUUUGUUUGAUGCUCUUGAGUCUGAAGAAUCAGAUUUUAAGGGGACCAUACAAGAUGUUUUGUCAAGCUUAGUUGCACACUUGCCAAAAAUGACUAAGAAUUCAAAAAGUUUGUUGAAAGUUUUAGGAAGAAAUUAUUUGAGCGGUAAUAGGGAGGAAAUGAAUCAUAACAUACAGUCUUGCAGAUACGUUAUUUUGAAGUAUAUAAAUGCUGCUUUUCCUUUUCAUGACCCUGAGGCUAGAUACUUAUGUAUUUUAGGAACGUUUAAUGGCAAUACUUCAGAUACGAUUGAGGAAGCGAAACGAGGUUUACACCCAUAUUGGUUUAAUAUUUUUCAAUCAUCAAAUUCACUUGACUUUAAGCCAACUUCAGACUUGUUGGGCCAAAACUCUUCUGUCAAAUUUCCACAAUUUAAGGAGAUUGUGAGAAUCUUAUAUGAUCAGCUCAUUGCAAUUCAAAGCAAGGAUGAAACAAUAUUGAAAGUUUUGGGAGAAGCAAUAAACUUUACUUUGCAAACGCUAGUAAUGCAUGCAGUAUCAAAGAAGAAAACAGUGAUUGUUUCCGACAUGGAUUGGUCGAUAAGAUUAGAAAGAGCGAUAGAAGUUGAUGAUGCCGUAAGGGAGUUAUUAGUCGAUGAAAUAAAACUUGUGUUUAGUGAGGGUAUCUCAGCUGAUGAAAUGAAUAAAAAUUGUUAUAUUACGUAUUUAUUGAUAAUCUUGGAUGCAUUAGUUGGACAAUACGAUAACAGUAAGGGAAUUGCACUUAACAUUACUUAUGGAUCUAUUUUCUUACGCUUAAUUUCGCUUUCUCCAUCUGCAGCUGUUGGUAAUCUAUGCUCAAAAUUGGAUAACCUUCUCGCUUGCCUAUCUGAGAAGAUCUCUAAUGACUUAUCUUUAUCUCAAAUCAGUCAAGCCAUUGGGAUAAUAGGUAGUCAUCCUGAUAAUCCAGACGACGAAGUGCGUAGGGUUUUAGAUAGUUUACUUGUUGAGAGAUCACGAUCAAGCACAUUAAAGCAUUCAUUCCUACCUGCAGCUUACUUGAUUUCGAGAUUGGCAUUUAGAGGACGGCACAGAAUCUUGGAGCAAAAGCACCUUGAACAAUAUUGCGGGAGACUAUUACAGUGUCUUUCGGAUAAUAGCACUUUUGUAUUAGCAUUGGAAUGCGUGUCUGAAUUAUCCAUAUUUGGCGUCCUAGGACCUCGAAUUGACCCUAGUUUUAAUGAAUUUGUUUGCCAAUUUGCUGACUCCAUUUCUACAAAAGUUAAAAAAUGCGACGAAAGGUCCGUUUUGACCUUGUCAUAUCUCACUUUAGCUUUAACGAAUGAGAAUAAAGAAGCUAAAUUCGAAAAGUAUUUGAAAUUGAUAUAUGAUACACAUGUUUCGAAGCAAGUUGAAUUCACUUUUUCCAGCGGUGAGGCCCUUCUGGUAAUCGCUGCCGGGUGGGACUCCACGUUUAUGAAACGGAAAAUUGAUAUUCUUUACGAAAAUAACGAACUUAUUCCUAAGGAUACUUCAAAACUCUCUACCGUGCUAGAUAUGGUUUUAGAAUCUUGCAGAAAUACGAAACCUUCUUUGAGGAAAGCAGCUUGUAUCUGGUUGUUAUCCUUAGUCCAGUACUGUGGACAUUUGGAACCUGUAAAGAAGGUGGCGCCCCAAAUUCAUGUGACUUUCAUGAAGUUUUUGGCACACAGCGAUGAUCUUGUCCAGGAAUCUGCAUCGAGGGGCCUCAGUCUUGUAUAUGAAAUGGGAGAUAGUGACUUGAAAGAUACAUUGGUGCAUAGUUUGUUGACCUCCUUCACAAACUCAAACACUCUGAAUUCAUUGUUAGCAGGCUCUGUUGAUCGUGAUACUGAAUUAUUUGAGCCUGAUCUACUCAAGACAAAUGAUGGAUCCGUUUCGACGUAUAAGGAUGUGUUAAAUUUGGCUUCGGACGUUGGUGAUCCCAGCUUGGUUUAUAAAUUUAUGUCAUUGGCAAAGUCUUCUGCAUUAUGGUCAUCAAGAAAAGGAAUGGCAUUUGGGUUAGGGACAAUUUUGUCUAAAACUUCCUUGGACGAUCUCUUAGCUUCUAAGAAACAUCUUUCGGAACGAUUAAUCCCUAGGCUAUACCGCUACAGGUUUGAUCCUAAUACUUCAGUUUCACAGUCAAUGAACGACAUUUGGAAUUCGAUUAUUAAAGAUACGUCAAAAACUGUUAAUGAUAACUUUUUGAUAAUCUUGAAUGAAUUACUUCGUGGCAUAGGAAAUAGAGAAUGGAGAGUUCGUCAAGCUAGUACCUCAGCUCUUGCAGAUUUAUUGCAAAUUGUCUCACUUGAGGAUCAAGAAUUUGACUUGCAACAUAUUUGGAAUAUGUGCUUUAGAGCUAUGGAUGAUAUCAAGGAGAGUGUCAGAAAAGAGGGCAAUAAACUUGCCAAAGUUUUGGCUACAAAUUUCAUUAGAAUAGUUGAUGUUAAAGACGGCAAACAAUCUUCCAAAGAAAAAUCAAUAAAUUUGUUGAAAACUCUACUCCCUUUUCUUUUAGGUACAAAUGGUUUGCAAAGCGACUCAGAAGAUGUUCGGAGUUUUGCGUUGGAUACGAUUUUGAAAUUAUGUAAAGUUAACAACCAAGUAGUGAAACCUGUUGUCCCUGAAUUGCUUGAAAAUUUCAUUAGCUUGAUGUCAAGCUUAGAACCCGAGAUUGUCAAUUAUUUAGUUUUGAAUGCGGAUAAAUACAAAAUGAAGGAGAAUGAUAUUGAUGCUAAGAGACUACAAAGUCUUGGUGCAUCACCAUUGAUGGACGCGAUUGACAAGUUAUUAGAUUUAGUAGACGAGACAAACAUCGCAGCAUUGAUGUCAAGCUUACAAGCUGCGAUUAAAAAGUCGGUAGGGUUGCCUUCCAAGGCUUGUGGGUCAAGGGUCAUAGUGAGCUUGGUUUCCAAGCGUCCAACCUUAAUUACGCCUUAUGGUGAUAUGCUAUUGAAAUUAUGUGUUCUGCAAUUAAAAGAUCGAAACGAAACAAUUUCCUCUUCGUAUGGACUGGCGAUUGGAUUCGUAUGUCGAUUGGCGUCCUUAAAAUCGAUAUCAGAGCUAUCAUCGAAGAUUGAUGAUUUUUAUUUCAAGAGUGAGGAUGCAAGAGGAAGAGAAAUAUCAGCGCUUGUAAGCGAAAGUAUUUCAAAACACAGCGGUGAAAGGUUCGCCUCUGUAGCUUCCAGCUUCUUACCACUUUCAUUCAUUGGAAAAAAUGACAGUAAUAUGUUAGUGAAAUCAUGCUUUGAAAGGGAAUGGAAUGAAAAUACGAGUGGAAGUGAUAGCUCUGUGAGGCUAUAUUUGAACGAGAUCAUUGUGUUUUACGAAAAGUACUUGUCUUCGAAUAAGUUUGACAUAAGGCAAACUUUAGGAAAGUCUAUUUCAAACUUAUGUGAUCUGAUUACGGAUUUUGAUCUAAUUUCUGAAAGUAAUGCGAAAGAAUUAAUGGAGUUAUUGAUUGUAUCAUGUAAGGGUAAAUCUUGGGUAGGGAAAGAGCUAAUUUUGGAGUCUCUAGUUUCAUUCUCUAAGAAGUCAAAGAGGUUGUUAAGAAACAAUAUGGGGCUUUUGGAGAAGAUAAAUAAUACCGUCGUUAUAGAAGCUAACAGAAAAAACAAGAGGUACCAAAAAAGAGCAGCAAAAAUAUUGGGAAACUUCAUUAAUACGUAUUCCAUUCCUGACCUGAUUGAUGCCUAUGUCAAAAUUAUGGAUCACUUGGUUAGUGAUCAAUAUUUAGACGAUGACUCGGAUGAUGAUGAUAUGGUUAUUGAUUCUCACUACGACUUAAAUCCUAAGCUGUUAGUAAGACUAGAAGAAGAAAGAUUGGAUUACCUUAAUAAUAUGGUGGAAAGCUUUCCAGUUUACGAAAAGGAAGGUGCAAAAGUUUAUAGUGGAGGUCUAUUGGCAUUGAUAUUACACAAGACUUUGGAAAUCUUUAAUUCAUCAAGAAUAGAAGUAACAUGGAGAUCGAAAAUAACUGUCUGUGAUGAUUUAGUUCAGCUCAUUUCGAAAAUGAAUGAGGUUUCGACAGUUUCAAGAGAUGAAGCAUAUGUACUGCUUGUUUACAAGAAUUGGGAGUGCUUGAGCAAUCACUGUUCUAUGCCUUCUGACAUCGAAAAUGUCAAGAUAAGUUUCAUAAGGCUUUCGCAUGAAGUUAUUCUAUUAUUAGAAGACACGCACCAUCUUUCGCAAUCAGAAGUUAUUAAAGGAAAGCUUUGCAGCUUGAAACAACAAAAUGUGUCCAACGUUGUCCAAACUGAGAUAAAGAACGUACUACAGAAGUUUAAUUAG
Messenger RNA from Priceomyces carsonii, 5550 nucleotides. It is a transcript of the gene ECM29, whose product is annotated as Ecm29p. Bases 1 to 5550 code for a protein of 1849 amino acids. Lineage: Eukaryota; Fungi; Ascomycota; Pichiomycetes; Serinales; Debaryomycetaceae. Gene Ontology annotation, biological process: proteasome assembly. The transcript has a single exon. Gene Ontology annotation, cellular component: nucleus; cytoplasm. The record is from RefSeq and is a predicted model, not a curated record. Gene Ontology annotation, molecular function: molecular adaptor activity.